This is a messenger RNA of Humulus lupulus (European hop), 2063 nucleotides long. Its product is annotated as galactan beta-1,4-galactosyltransferase GALS3. The transcript has 2 exons. The coding region runs from base 146 to 1750 and encodes 534 amino acids. The record is from RefSeq and is a predicted model, not a curated record. Lineage: Eukaryota; Viridiplantae; Streptophyta; Magnoliopsida; Rosales; Cannabaceae.
GAGAGAGGUUUCUCUGCAACUUUCUCUCUCUCUUCCGAGAAAGAAAAAAGACAGAAGCUUUUUCCAUUCGGACGAAGAAGAAGAAGGAGAAGUGAAAGACAAGACAACACGUCGUUACAGGACAAACUCCAUUUACUGAUCAGCAAUGGCCAAAGAUAGAGAGAGAGAUAGUAGAGAGAACAAGAAGGUGUUAGUCAAGGUGGUAUGGAGUUACGCCGCUGAGCUCAAGCUCAUUCUCACUGCUCUCCUCAUUCUCUGUACCGUUGCCACUCUCCUCCAGUUUCUUCCUUCUCGUUUCACCAUCUCCACUUCCGAUCUCCGUGUCUGCAUCUCCAGAGUCGCCACCACCUCUACUUCUUUGGAGGAUCAAAACGGUGUCGUUUCUUCUUCUUCUACUUCUACUUCUUCUAGUCUGCUACUUAACGACGUCGUUUCUUCCUCGCCUACUCCAACCCCGUCUCCUUCUUCUCCUCCUCCGCCGACUCCCCCACCUCCACCACCGCCUGCGACCGAGCAAGAUCAGCUCCUCUCAAAUGGGGUUCUCAAAAGGGCGUUCAAUCCUUACGGUGCCGCUGCUUACAACUUCAUCACCAUGGGAACUUACAGAGGAGGACUCAACACCUUCGCCAUUGUUGGUCUAGCUUCCAAGCCACUUCACGUCUACGGAAGCCCAACCUACGAGUGCCAAUGGCUCCCUCAUCAGAACUCUUCCAACGUCAUCUCCACCGUCGGAUACAAGAUCCUCCCAGAUUGGGGUUACGGCCGAGUCUACACAGUCGUCGUUGUUAACUGUACUUUCGCCGAGAAUGUGAAUGUAGAUAAUUCCGGCGGAAAGUUGGUUCUCUACGCAUCUUCCUCCGGCACCGGAGACCGGAAGUUCAACCUCACUGACAGGAUUGAGACUCUGACCGAAGCUCCCGGGAGCUUGGACACUGCCAUCUUCAGUUCUCAGCCCAAGUACGACUAUUUCUAUUGUGGGUCUUCGUUGUACGGAAGCUUGAGUCCCCAGAGAGUUAGGGAGUGGUUGGCUUACCAUGUGAGACUGUUCGGACCCAGAUCUCAUUUUGUGAUACACGAUGCGGGUGGGGUCCAUGAGGAGGUGAUGGAGGUGUUGAAGCCAUGGAUUGAGCUUGGCUAUGUGACGUUGCAGGAUAUUAGAGACCAGGAGAGGUUUGAUGGUUACUACCAUAACCAGUUCAUGGUGGUGAAUGAUUGUUUGCAUCGGUAUAAGUUCAUGGCUAAGUGGAUGUUCUUCUUUGAUGUGGAUGAGUAUAUAUAUAUUCCACCCAAGAACACCAUUAAAUCUGUUCUGGCUUCUCUCUCUGAUUACAACCAAUUCACCAUUGAACAGAUGCCCAUGAGCAGUAAGCUAUGCCUCUCUGCUGAUGCUGGAAGAACUUACAGGAAAUGGGGUUUCGAGAAGCUUGUGUAUAAAGAUGUGAAAAGAGGAAUAAGGAGGGACCGAAAGUAUGCGGUGCAACCGCGUAGCUUGUAUGCAACAGGGGUUCACAUGUCACAGAACAUGGCCGGAAAGUCCACACACAAGACCGAGGGCCGGAUCAUGUACUUCCAUUACCACGGCACCAUAGCACAGCGCCGAGAGCCCUGUAGAAACCUCGGCAACUGGACUGAUAUCACCUUUGAAAACAACCCUUAUAAACUGGACACAACCAUGAGAGACAUUGCUGGUUUUGUCAAGAAGUUUGAGCUAAAAAUGAUUGGACCAAGAUUACAGAAGACUCGUCAAUAGUAACAAUGAUUAUAUUGAUAAUAAUGGAUGAGAUGAGAUGAGAUUAUAUGAUAUGAUAUGAUACCCUUUCUUUUAUUUUAUUUUAUUUUUUCAUUUUGUGGGUAGUUUUUGUUUUGGUUCUUUGUUGUUAGAUUGAACCAUGUACAAGGGAAAGAGAGAUUCUUUGGGGUGGGUUGGGAAGGUUCUUACUUGUAAUAUAGCAUUUUCUUUUCUUAUUUGAGUAUAGAUACAGUGGUACAUUAUAUCACAUGAGUCACCCAUUUGCAUUCUUUUGUUUAAAAACAACAAAUUUAUAAGUAUUCUUAUUCUUUUA